Molecule: messenger RNA, 4939 nt
Organism: Tupaia belangeri chinensis (Chinese tree shrew)
Lineage: Eukaryota; Metazoa; Chordata; Mammalia; Scandentia; Tupaiidae
Gene: DRC5
Product: dynein regulatory complex subunit 5
Exons: 5
Coding region: 170-1696 (508 amino acids)
Biological process (GO): microtubule-based movement
Molecular function (GO): protein binding
Source: RefSeq, a predicted model, not a curated record
UGCACGCGCCCCACCCCUUGGCGACGCGGGCGUCCCUAACGACCGGCUCCGGCCUUCGAGAGAGCGGGCUCCGGGACUCUGCAGCGGACCCUUGCAUCAAGGACCAGUGAGUCAGAGAAGCUUCCUGAGUCAGGGUCACUACGGGCCACCUGCCUAUACCAGCUCCAGCAUGGACAACCUCAAUCUGCUGUCCUCAACCUCCAACCAAGAAUGGGCCUUCCCUACAGCCCAGGGUUCAGGCACGGGCCUACAGCCCUCAAAGCCCUUAGCCGCGGAGAAGUCCAAGAACCCAAACUCUGGGCCCAAUAUCCGUCGGAUGCGCCGGAUUAUUGCUGAGGAUGCGGAGUGGUCACUGGCCAUCGUGCCGCUCCUCACGGAGCUCUGCAUUCAGCACAUUGUGAAGAACUUCCAGAACAACCCUCUCCUGAAGCAGCUGCUCCCGGAGCACCAGCAGAAGGUCCUGGAACACCUGUCCCCUGACCUGCCGCUGACGGUGACCGCCAACCUCAUCGACCAUGAGAACUACUGGCGCCGCUGCUGCACACGGCGCUGGCCCGUGUGCCACGUGGCCAAGCACGGGGGCAGCUGGAAACGCAUGUUCUUCGAGCGACACCUGGAGAACCUGCUAAAGCACUUCAUCCCCGGAACCACGGACCCCGCCAUGAUCCUGGACCUGCUGCCACUCUGCAGAAACUACGUGCGCAGGAUCCAGGUGGAUCAGUUCCUCCCGCCGGUGCGGCUACCGCCCCCCCCCCCCCCCCCGGCGCCGGCCGGGUCCGGCCCCCCGCCGGUGCGGCUACCGCCCCCGCCCCGCACCGGGGAGCAGUCGGACUCCGGCAGCGAGGGGGACAUGGAGGAACCUGCCAUGGAUCACUACCAACUGGGUGACCUGGUGGCAGGCCUGAACUACUUGGAAGAGCUGGACCUUGUGUACGGGGUCAAGGACUGUGGCAUGAACUUCGAGUGGAACCUCUUCCUCUUCACCUACCGGGACUGCCAUUCCUUGGCUGCCACCAUCAAGGCCUGCCACACGCUCAAGAUCUUCAGGCUGACCCGAAGCCAGCUGGACGACGACAAGGCACGCAUCCUCAUCCGCAGCCUCCUGGACCACCCCGUUCUCGAGGAGCUAGACUUGUCUCACAACCUCAUUGGGGACCGUGGUGCCCGCGGUGCCGCCAAGCUGCUGAGCCACAGCCGUCUGCGUGUGCUCAACCUGGCCAACAACCAGGUGCGCGCGCCCGGUGCCCAGUCGCUGGCUCACGCCCUGGCACACAACACCCAUCUCGUCUCCCUCAAUCUACGCCUCAACUGCAUCGAGGAUGAGGGCGGCCAGGCACUUGCCCACGCCCUGCAGACCAACAAGUGCCUCACCACGCUGCACCUUGGCGGCAACGAGCUGUCGGAGCCCACCGCCACGCUCCUCGCACAAGUCCUCGCCAUCAAUACCACGCUCACCAGCAUCAACCUGUCCUGCAACCACAUCGGGCUGGAUGGCGGGAAGCAGCUACUGGAAGGCAUGUCAGACAACAAGACCCUCCUGGAGUUUGACUUGCGCCUGUCGGAUGUAGCCCAGGAGAGCGAGUACCUCAUUGGCCAGGCCCUCCACGCCAACAGAGAAGCAGCCCGCCAGCGGGCCUUGAACACUGGGCAUUUAAUGUUGCCAAUCACUGCCAAUGACCCCGAGUACUCUGUGUAGUAAGAUGGGGGCAGGCCAGGCAGUGACGUUACCUGGGUCACUGCUCCAGCCCCAUCCCUCAUUCCAUUUCCCUGCUAGGCCUGCUGUGGAGCAUCACACUGGUUCAGAGAGAGGAGACAGGGGAGACUACGUAUAUCCGAGAGGUCAGGUGUCAUAUUAAGAAAGAUAUGAGUCAAGGAGAGGAGCUUGGGAUAGAGAAGAAGGGGUCUGAAGUAGGGACCUGGCCCCUGCGCUCAGGGCAAGGGUAUUGCCGAACCCUUAUAAAUGACCAACUUGUUCCAAGAAUGGAAAAAAUGAAAGGACUCAGAGACCACGCCUGCCCAGGCUGUCCCAGGAGGGCUGCCUAGCUCCCUGACACCUCCCCAUUGUUUUCCGUUCUACUCAGCAGACCCUGACCUUCACACGCAUGCAUAGUCACUCCCCGGGGUGCAGAAGAGCUAUGCCUGGCUCUGCCAUCUUCACCCCUGCCACUCUGCUUUAAGUGAUCUGAUUCUAUAGGCCAUGCCAGCUCCUCGUCCCCAAACCCUCAGCCUAGAAGGGGGACAGCGAAGGUGACAGGAGGUGCUCAGCCCAGGGGCCUCCUUGGGGGAGGCAAUCAUGGAUGAGGACUGUGAGAGAAGUAUGGCACAAGCCCUGCCAUGCAGCCCAGAAAGCUAGUCACGGGACGAGGAGGAGACGGGAAGAAGCGCCACACUGAAAAGGAAGUCAGUGAGUCAUCCGCAACUUUAUUAUCCACCAGUUUGAUUUGUACAAUCUUUGCGCUUGGAAAUCCACGACAGAAAGGCCACAGUGUGAUGCACCCAAUUAACAGAGACCUGUCUUCUCCCCAGCCAGGCCCAGCCCACCCCAUAAGCCCUUGUCCCCAGGACACAUGGAGUCUUUCGGGUGCCCUCCACGAGUCCCUGUCACUCUGGCUGCCUACCUCGAGGCCACACCACAGAAAAGACAUCAGCCUACAGGGCCACAAGAGGACCUGAGGGAUGGAUUCAGGGUGAGCCCUGCCCCCUUACCCCUUGGGCUGUGUCCAGCGCCUCCAUACCCACGUCCCCCAAGGGCUGGGUUAUGGGCUGCAACCACAGCCCAGGGGUGCCUGCUCUCCAGGGACUCCUUCCAAUCAGCAGCGCUGCUGAGCAGAGCACCAAGAGGGCUUGGGAGUGACUGCGCGUGUGCCUGUCCGGGCAACCUAGAGUCCGUCUGUGCCUGACACCCUCUGACAGUUCCAGAGUGCAAACGUGUAGGUGUGAGGGUGUGUGUCACUGUGUGUGUGUAGCCACAGUUGCUAGCAGAGGUUCUAAUUAGAGAAACAAGAAACAUUCAGUGUAAAGUUUAAUUUUAGAGAUUAAUUAAUUUUCUGGUUUUCAUUUUCCCUGGCAAUCAAUAAAGCUACCAAGAAAAUAGACCAAAGAGUUGUUUUCUUUCUAAAUCUGUGCGUGUGUGGGAGGUGAGGCUGUCUGUGUGAGAAGACCUAGGCAGAAAUGGUCAAUACAGGCAAAAAUAAUAACAGGGGUCCCCCUUCCCCUCUUCCGACACCAGGAUCUCGGUCUCAGAAACGGGCUGAGGAGGAGCUGAGUUCCUCCCCGUCAGGGCCCGUGAGGUGGCCAGGCAGUCCCACAUGAGGGUGUGACGUCCAAGUGUCAACUGGCCAAGAACACGGGCCUGAGGCAACAGCCCGCCACCUGUACCACCCAGAUGUCCAUCCAGAGGAAAGAGGGGUGCCCCAACUGCCAGGCCCCCAAGGAGCACAGACUCAGGGUCCAGGCAGGCUCCGUACUGACAGGCAGGUGGGCCCUGCUGCCCAGGAAAACCUUGGUGAGCAGCUGUGCCUCCUGCCCAGCCUCUCCCUCUCUGGCCUCCCCUCUCUCCUCACUCUGCCCUCUCCACGUGAAAGUGAAGCUGAACCCCCUGAUGGGUAAUGGGCCAUGGUGUCCCCACAAUUUGGGCCCCCGUGCCCCCCUGGAGAAGGGGAAAGAGGAGCCAGAGGCGAUGUUGCAUAGCUGGAGAUUACACCAUGCCCACUGGUGGGCGCAGGCCUGACUGAACUGGAGGGAGACUGGGGUGGGGGAGCUGAGAGAAGACAGGUGUUCUGAUGGCUCAGGCCAAGGGAGAAGCAUCAGAAUGGGCAAUGCCCAGGUGGCCUGAGGGUUACCCUCUCCAGCUGAGAUGGGAACUCGAUCCCUGGGCGCUAAACCUGCUGGGAAAGCUUUAGCCAGGAGGGUAGGGAGGACAGGGAGGUUGUACACAGACAUGCACACGGAAGCACACCAGGGUGGAGGUGGGGCACGGGGAGAGAAGGUGGUGUCAGAGCUUCAGGGGAACAGGACGUGGGGCCAGCGUCCUGGGAUGGUGGCAGGAUGCUCCUCUGAAGACCCUGGAACACACAGCAGGGCUUCAGCUCAUGGGAUAGGGAAGAAGGGAAGGGAGGGUCAGGCAAGAUUUAGAGAAUUCCUGCCUCAGACCCUGUCACUGGAAACGGUUUCUCCAGGUGGGACUGUGACAAAGUCCUCUGCCCCACAGAGGCAUGUGUGAAAGCAGCAGCUCCCCUGCUCCCCGCAGGUCUAGGAGAGGUGAGAGACGGCCCCACAGAUACCUCCAUCUCUGGAGGGCCUUUCAUCUCUCUUGCAAGACCCCUCUUUCACUCCCACCUCCUUCCAGAGCCCCCUGUUGUCACCCAGGUCUGUCUCACAGUCUCUCCACUUAAGUCACUCACCCUGGCUAGCUUUAAUGAGUGCCCCCUGGGGCGGCAUGCCACCUUGAGAGAGGCCUGCCACUGGGAAGGCUGCAGAGUACAGAGGAAGGACUGAGGUACCCGUCCUCCCAUCUCACCUCCUCCUCCCCCCACACCCUGGCAACAGCUCUUCAGAGCCAGGGAGUGGGAGGGGAGGGGAGUGACGUCCGUGUGGUGAACAGAGUCCCCCUGGGCCCAAACUCCUGGGGCCCGGUGUGAUAAACAGCAGUGGAGGGAAUGGCCCAGAGGAAAGCCCAGUUAUUGGGGCCGGUGCCAAGAAGAGGACAUUUUCACUGUGUUGGGAUGGAGUAUGGGGCUGACACCUGGCGCAGCCUCAGACCCAGGGAACGCAUUAGCCUGUUGGAAGCCAGCCCUGCUCUUCGCCAAACCGCCGCCCCUCUACUGAGAAGCCCCAGAGAGGCGAGGCAAAGGCGGAAGGAAAGCCCCAAGUUCCCUUGCCCACAACCUAUGCACCUCCCAGCCGCACAAGUCCCACAGCACAGUUGCCAGAUAACAGU